This is a messenger RNA of Durio zibethinus, 3774 nucleotides long. The record is from RefSeq and is a predicted model, not a curated record. Lineage: Eukaryota; Viridiplantae; Streptophyta; Magnoliopsida; Malvales; Malvaceae.
AGGGCAGGGAAGCUCGUGGUCCAUCACGAUUUUCAUCGGUUCGAUUAUUGAAGAAAGAAACAUCAAAAUUUUUCCUCUUACAAGUUCCAAUUCUACAUAACUUCAUGGCAAACACUCGGUUUAUUCUUCUGCUUCUUAUGGUGGUGAUGCUUUUGCCUUGUUUUGUGGUUUCAUUCUCUACGAAAAAAGUAACCAAUAUCAGCACAGACCAGUUGGCUCUUCUUGAACUAAAAGCCCAUGUCAUUAGUGAUCCUCAAAACUUCUUGGCAACCAACUGGUCAACUGCUACCUCUGUUUGCAAUUGGAUUGGUGUCACUUGCGGUUCUCGGCACAGAAGAGUCACGGCUCUGAAUCUUUUUGGCAUGAAUCUCUCCGGUACCAUACCACCACACCUGGGAAAUCUGUCGUUCCUUGUUAGGCUCAGCAUCGGAAACAACGGUUUUCAUGGCUCAUUGCCCAUUGAAUUGGCUAAUUUUCGUCGACUGAAAUCUAUAAGGUUGUCUAACAACAAUUUCAAUGGGGAAAUUCCAUCCUGGUUUGGUUCUUUCACUGAACUUCGGGAUUUGUCUUUGAAUAGUAAUAACUUCAUGGGAGUUAUCCCAUCUUCUUUAUGUUCUUUGUCAAAACUAGAAAUCUUGAGCUUGUACCAAAACAAUCUACAAGGACAGAUUCCGGUGGCAAUCGGAAAUCUUUCUAGUCUGAGACGGUUAUUUUUGCAUUACAAUAAACUUUCAGGCUCUAUACCUUCCUCAAUCUUCAGCAUAUCUUCAUUGGUGCAGAUUUUUCUCAGCGACAACCAGCUAAUUGGUUCAAUACCCUCCAUCCAACUCAACAUUUCUUCCCUGAAAACAAUUGAUUUAACAUUUAACAAUCUCACUGGUCAUAUCCCACCAAAUAUGUUUGAUUACCUACCUAAAUUAAAAGGGCUUUCUCUGAGUUGGAAUCAACUUUCUGGCAGAAUUCCAAUGAGUUUAUUCAAGUGCCAAGAGUUGGAGGAAUUAUCCUUAUCUAUUAACAAUUUGGAGGGGAUUAUUCCUGUAGAAAUCGGAAAUUUGACUAUGCUUGAGAGCUUGUAUCUUGGAGACAACAACCUUAAAGGUAAAAUACCAGAUCAAUUUGGCAACCUACCAAAAUUGGAAGAAUUGUAUUUAGUAUCUAACAGUAUCACCGGAAUCAUCCCUCCUCGUAUCUUUAAUAGCUCAACUGUGAGAUUCAUUUAUCUAACUCUAAACCAGCUCUCAGGCUACCUUCCAUCAACCACAGGCCUUUGGCUUCCGAAGCUUGAAGUCCUUGAACUUUCAGCAAAUGAGUUAAGUGGAUCAAUACCUGUCUCUAUCUCUAAUGCCUCUCGGCUUACUCUUCUUAACUUUGGAAGCAAUUCAUUUUCUGGAUAUAUUCCCAUCGGCCUUGGCAAUCUAAGGGAUCUACAGUGGUUCAACCUUGAGUAUAAUAAUUUGGUUAGCACACCUUCAUCUUCAGAGUUGAGCUUUCUAUCUUCAUUGGCAAAUUGCAAACAAUUGAGAUUCUUAGCGUUUGAUACAAAUCCAUUGAUCAGCGGUAAACUUCCGGUUUCUAUAGGAAAUCUCUCUGUUCAAGAAUUUGUAGCUGAUGGUUGCAAUAUUAAAGGAAGCAUUCCAGGAGAAAUUGGCAACGUAAGCAACCUGUUUUACUUGAACCUAGAUAACAAUGAACUGACUGAAUCAAUUCCCACCACAAUUGGAAGAUUAAGAAAUUUGCAAAGACUCUCACUUCAAGGCAACAAGUUAGAAGGAUCCUUCCCAACUGAGUUAUGCAAUCUAAAGAGUUUGAGUUACUUGUAUUUAACCGGUAACAAAUUGGCUGGAUCCAUACCAGCAUGCAUAGGUGAUCUCGUUUCUCUUAGACAUCUAUUUUUGGGCUCAAAUAAGUUUGCCAACUCAAUACCCUCAACCUUGACAAGGCUUACAGAUAUCUUACAGCUAAACUUGUCUUCCAAUUAUUUAAGCGGGGCCCUCCCAGUUGACAUUGAAAAGUGGAAGGUUAUCACUAGCAUUGAUUUUUCCAAAAAUCAAUUAUCAGGUGAAAUAUCAAUGAGCAUUGGUGAUCUUAGGGACUUGACCUACCUCUCAUUAUCUGGUAACAGAUUGCAAGGACCUAUACCAGAGUCAUUUGGGGGUCUAACAAGUUUACAAGUCUUGGAUUUGUCAAGGAACAAUUUCUCAGGAUUCAUCCCCAAGUCUUUAGAAAAACUCUUGUAUCUUGAACAUUUUAAUGUCUCAUUCAAUAGACUAGAAGGAGAAAUUCCUAACAAAGGAUUCUUUGGCAACUACUCUAUUCAAUCAUUCAUGGGAAAUAAAGCACUAUGUGUCGCACCUCAGCUGCGACUCCCACUCCCACCAUGCAAAGCUAAUUCUUCUGGAAGGCAUUCAAGGAAAGCUCUUCAUCUUGUAAAAUACAUUGUAUUGCCAAUUGGUUCAACAAUAAUAGUACUAGCUCUGAUUCUAAUUUUUUCACGAAGACGAAAAGGGAAUGCAAAUCUGCCAACUGGUCAAGAAAAUUUCCCAGCAUUAGCAGAAUGGAGAAGAGUUUCAUACCAAGAGCUUCAACAGGCUACAUAUGGAUUUUCUGAAAGCAAAUUACUUGGUGUGGGGAGUUUUGGAUCAGUAUACCAAGGAAUUCUUUCAGAUGGGUUGAGCGUUGCAGUAAAGGUCUUCAAUUUGGAGUUAGAAGGAGCAUUUAAGAGCUUUGACGUUGAGUGCGAGGUCUUACGUAACAUUCGCCAUCGAAAUUUAGUCAAAAUCAUCAGUAGCUGCUCUAACAUUGAUUUUAAAGCCUUGGUUCUUGAGUUCAUGCCUAGUGGAAGUCUAGAGAAGUGGUUGUACUCUCAUAACCAUUUUUUGGAUAUCUUGCAUAGGUUGAACAUAAUGAUUGAUGUGGCAUCUGCAUUAGAAUACCUUCAUCAUGGUUAUACAACACCUGUGAUCCAUUGCGAUUUAAAACCCAACAACAUUCUUCUUGAUGAAGAUAUGGUUGCACAUUUGGGUGAUUUUGGCAUUGCAAAGCUAUUAGGUGAACACGAUUCGACAAUACACACCGUGACACUAGCAACGAUUGGGUAUAUGGCACCAGAAUACGGAUCAGAAGGAGUUGUUUCAACAAAAGGUGAUGUGUACAGCUUUGGUAUUCUUUUAAUGGAGACCUUCACAAGAAAGAAACCCACAGAUGAAAUUUUUGCUGGAGAAAUGAGCAUAAAAUAUUGGGUGAAAAAGUCGUUACCAUCAGCUUUGAUAGAGGUUGUAGAUACCAAUUUGUUAAAUAAUGAAGCAAGACAAUACUAUGCGACAAGAGAUUGUGCUUUAUCUAUUUUGCAAUUAGCAUUGGAAUGUACAGAAGAAGUUCCAGAUGAGAGGAUUGAUAUGAAAGAAGUUGUUGCUAAGCUGAAGAAGAUCAAAAUCAAGUUUUUACAUGAGUCGAAUAGGCGGGCCUAAUGAGGAGAACCUUCAUGUAGCUGGCGUUUCUAUUUGUCUCCUUUGAGCUUAUGGGUUUGUCUUUCUUGAUUUCCUUUAAGCUUAGCAAAUCCAUAGUUUCAGCUCAAUUCAUUCGUAUAUGAGUUCUUGCCUUAAUAAAUUAACUGUGUUUUUGGGGUUUUGUUUUAAUGUGUGUUCAUGAACAUUAAAUGAAUUGCUGAAUUGCUAUAAAGUUCUAUGUUGUAUUUGAUGUUUAUUUGUUUUGGUUGACUUAAAGUUUCUUCAAAAUGUUUAAAACAAAAAGGUUUUUUUCCUUGUACAGAUUGGU